This is a messenger RNA of Ochotona princeps (American pika), 595 nucleotides long. It is a transcript of the gene ATP5PF, whose product is annotated as ATP synthase peripheral stalk subunit F6. The coding region runs from base 179 to 505 and encodes 108 amino acids. The record is from RefSeq and is a predicted model, not a curated record. Gene Ontology annotation, biological process: proton motive force-driven ATP synthesis. NCBI's taxonomy places the organism in Eukaryota, Metazoa, Chordata, Mammalia, Lagomorpha, Ochotonidae. Gene Ontology annotation, molecular function: proton transmembrane transporter activity. The transcript is spliced from 4 exons.
CUGGGGACUGCGGGUUUGGGUUUCUUCACUCGGCCUCGGCUGCCAUCACCUCUGCCUUACUGGGAGGCCGGAGUGGCCCUGGGUCCCUGGGCACCAGCGAGGCCUGGCCCGGGGUCACGGCCCACCUCGGCGGGGCUGCUUGCAGAGGCUGGCCGUAGACCCAUCACACACAGGCGCCAUGAUGCUUCAGAAGCUCUUCCGGUUGUCCUCCGUCAUCCGCUCCGCCGUGGCAGUGCAGCUGCGGAGGAACAUCGGGGUCACGGCAGUGGCAUUUAAUAAGGAACUUGAUCCUGUGCAGAAACUCUUCGUGGACAAGAUCAGAGAAUACAAAUCCAAGCGACAGGCAUCAGGAGCACCUGUUGACGCAGGCCCAGAGUACCAGCAAGAUCUGGAGAAGGAACUGUUUAAGUUGAAGCAAAUGUUUGGUAAAGCAGACAUGAAUACAUUCCCUACCUUUAAAUUUGAAGAUCCCAAAUUUGAAGUAAUUGAGAAACCCCAGUCCUGAAGAAAUAAUGGAAAGUUAAUCUGGUAAUCUGUUGUGUAUUACUUAUACAAUUAAGGAGAGGUUUCACAAUAAACAUACGUUUGGCAAUGA